This is a messenger RNA of Cherax quadricarinatus, 5981 nucleotides long. The record is from RefSeq and is a predicted model, not a curated record. NCBI's taxonomy places the organism in Eukaryota, Metazoa, Arthropoda, Malacostraca, Decapoda, Parastacidae.
UAACAACAGUAGUUGCUAGCGUGAACACGUGUGUCGAAAGCCUCAUACGUGGAUAAUCUUGGAGUGACACCCGCCGUGAACAAUGGACUGUGCGGCAAUAAAACUUUUAAUUGACACUCAGCACGAAGCUUAUAAAAAUGCGCUGGAACUGUUCGUUAAUCAGCUUACAAAUAAAAUUGAUGCCUCCCAGGUGCAAAUACUGGAACUGGCAAAAAGCCUCGAAUAUAUUCAAGCUGAUGUUGCGGAAUUGAAGUCAGAGGUGAAACAACUUGUGAAUAGUCAAGUUGAGGAUAAACCACAUACAAUGAAGUGGCAAGACAGGAUUAGCUCUUCAAAACAUGCUGUAGACAUGGAGGUCACUACACUCAACCAUGUGACCCACCACACACUCAGUGGCAGCCUUUGCAUUGAGGGACUGGGCGAACCGGAACAGGAGACACUGGAUGAGCUGACGAGUAAGGUGUGUAGCCUCUUGCAAGAGAGGCUGAAGAUGUCAGAAGUAGCAUUACAACAAGUGCAUCGAGUAGGCCAGCAAGGCGACCACAGACCUCGCCCGGUCCUUGUCACAUUCUGCAACUACAAGGAUCGAGACGCUGUCCUCAGACGUUCUAGGAUACUGCAGGACCUCAAAAUCUACAUUAAAGAGAAUUUAAAUCUCUUGGACACAUCACGAAGGAUAAAGUCUAAGGGAGUAAAAACGUCACAUGCAGAGUUGAUUGCAAAAUACAAGGAUGGUGCCAGUGGUGCUAAGUACAAGAAUGAUGACAUCGGUGAUAUCUUAGAGCCUGGGAUGCUGCCUGAUUCAUCAUCUCCACCAUCUGGGGCUACCAGGGAUCAUCUUAAAACCUCCACUGCUGAUGCUGAUACGGGUGUUGGACGGCAGGUGUUGUCUCUGCAUGUUGGUCAGGCUGGUGUGCAGCUUGGUCGUGUGUGCUGGGAACUUUUCUGCCUGGAGCACAGCAUUUACCCUGAUGGAGUACCUUACUCUGCUUUUCGUGAGGAGUCUUCCCUGGACGCUUUCUUUUCUGAAACAAAUGACGGCAAGAUGGUCCCCAGAUCCAUUUUUAUUGACCUGGACCCCUCUGUUAUUGAUGAGAUACGACGAGGGACACACCGGGAACUAUUCCAUCCAGCGGAUCUUAUCUCGCACAAGGAGGAUGCUGCCAACAAUUUUGCAAGAGGGCGUUAUAUUGUCGGGCGAGAAGUAGUGCACGAUGUAAUGGAACGCAUCAGGAGACAGGUUGAAGUUUGCUCCGGUCUGCAGGGGGUCAUAUGCACACAUUCCUUUGGUGGCGGCACUGGCUCUGGAUUUAUGGCACUGCUGUUGGAAAAACUGACCCAGGAAUACUCCAGCACCAACUUAAUGAGAUUUUGCGUCUUCCCUUCACCACAGAUGUCAACAGCUGUGGUAGAGCCUUAUAACACUGUUCUUCAUGCUUCAACUACUAUGGAGUAUGAUCACUGUGCUUUUGUGUUUGACAAUGAAGCAACAUAUAACAUAUGUGUGAACAAAUUAGGAAUUGAACGCCCAACUUACAAGAAUUUGAACCAUCAUGUUGCUCAAGUGAUAUCUGCAUCAACCGCUUCCCUCCGCUUUGAUGGCACUCUCAAUGUAGAUGUGCAAGAUUUCAAUACAAACCUUGUGCCUCUACCCCGACUUCACUUUCCAGUGAUGACUUAUGCACCAGUUAUACCAGCAGACAAUGCUUACAGAGAAGAGCAAUCAGUUGCUGACAUGACAACCGCUUGUUUUGACCUCUCUACACAAAUGACAACUUGUAAUCCGGUUAAUGGCAAAUAUAUGUCUUGUUGCUUGUUAUAUCGAGGAGAUGUAACACCUAAUGAUGUACAAAGGGCUAUAUGCGAUGUAAAGCUAAAGAAAACUGUCCAGUUUGUGGAAUGGUGUCCCACAGGCUUUAAAAUAGGAAUCAAUAGUGGAUCCCCGAAGGUCCUGCCAGGUGGUGACCUGGCCGAGAUGAGUAGAGCAGUGUGUAUGUUGGCUAACACCACCGCCAUGAAGGAUUCCUGGGACCGUAUCAACCACAAGUUUGAUCUUAUGUACAGCAGACGUGCAUUUGUUCACUGGUAUGUUGGUGCAGGUCUAGAGGAGUCUGAGCUUUCUAUUGCUCAAGAGAAUUUGGCUCAACUUGUGAAAGAUUAUCAAGAGGUUGAUGCUGAUUCUGAAGAAGUUAAUGUUCAGGAAUUCUAGAGCUGGAUAAUGGUAAAAACUAUGAAACUUCGAGCUGUGUUUAAUGCAUGGAAAGAGCAAAAUUUAGAUUCAGUUAAUGUUUUUUGUUCAAAACCACUUGUACAUUUCGUUCAUACCUAGUUGUCAAAGUUUAGUCUGGAAAGUAUUAAUGUGUUUGAAAGCCACACACUAAAACAAAAUCUAUCUAAAAAAUCUCGUUAAUUACAAGACACUGUUACCACUAUUUAUAUUUUCUUCAUUCUUACGUUAUAGUUUUCAGAGCAUGUGCUUUUAUUAAUUUCGAAGUUGAUAUAAAAUUUAAAAUAAGUAGGCAAUGUCUAUGACAUUUUCUUCCCUUGUGUUAGAACCGGCUAAGUUUAUAGCGUGCUUUUCUGUACUUUAAUAUCAGUGAACAGUUUAAGUAAUAUUCUCACUCAUUAUUUUGACCAGUAAUUCACAAAACAUCAGUUGUGUGUAUAAUAAAAUGUGCUAUGAAGAAGUAUACCACAUAUCAGACACGGCGCCCCUCAGCAGUGACUCACUGAAAGAACUAGUUAGGGCUUAUUUGAAUUUUAUCAGUAAACCUGUUUAAUAACCAUAUAUCCCUUUCCACCCAUGUUUGCUUGUUGUUGCUAUGAUAAAAGAAAGCCCUGAAUUUGUUAUACAGUGGACCCCCGGUAUUCGAUAUUAAUCCGUUCCCAAGAGCUUAUCGAAUACCGAAAAUAUCGAAAACCGAAUCAAUUUUCCUCAUAAGAAAUAAUGGAAAUCAAAUUAAUCCGUGCAAGACACCCAAAAGUAUGAAAAAAAAAAAUUUUACUACAUGGAAUAUUAAGUUUAAUGCAAUAGAAUAAUUACAAUAACAAUAAAAUAAUUGAUACUUACCUUUAAUGAAGAUCUGGUGAUGAUUGAUGGGAUGGGAUAGGGGAGACGUGUUAGUGUUAAGAAGGGGAAUCCCCUUCCAUUAGGACUUCAGGUAGCAAGUCCUUUUCUGGGGUUACUUCCCUUCUUCUUUUAAUGCCACUAGGACCAGCUUGAGAGUCACUGGAUUUCUGUUGCACAACAUAUCUGUCCAUAGUGGCCUGUACCUCCUGUUCCUUUAUGACAUUCCUAAAGUGUUUCACAACAUUGUCAGUGUAAUAGUCACCAGCACGGCUUGCAAUAGCUGUGUUAGGGUGAUUGUCAUCAAAAAAAGGUUUGCACUUUAAGCCACAUUGCACACAUUUCCUUAAUCUUUGAAGUAGGCAACUUCUUCAAUUUCUCUCUCCCCUCCUCUGAACCAGUUUCCUCAGGUCUGCCCUCUUGCUGUUCAAGAUGAUCUAGCAGCUCAUCAGUGGUUAGUUCUUCAUUGUCCUCCUCCACCAACUCUUCCACAUCCUCCCCACUAACCUCCAACCCCAAGGACUUCCCCAAUGCCACAAUGGAUUCCUCAACUGGCAUAGGAUUCUCAGGAUUAGCCUCAAAUCCUUCAAAAUCCCUUUUGUCUACACAUUGUGGCCACAGUUUUUUCCAAGUAGAGUUCAAGGUCCUCUUAGUCACUCCCUCCCAAGCCGUACCUAUAAGGUUUAUACAAUUGAGGAUAUUAAAGUGAUCCUUCCAAAACUCUUUUAGUCAGUUGAGUUUCUGUGGUCACUAUAAAGCACUUCUGAAACAUAGCUUUUGUGUACAGUUUCUUGAAGUUGGAAAUGACCUGCUGGUCCAUGGGCUGCAGGAGAGGAGUGGUAUUAGGAGGCAAAAACUUGACCUUAAUGAAGCUCAUGUCCCCAGAAAGUUGCUCUGCCAAGUCUGCAGGAUGACCAGGGGCAUUGUCUAAUACCAGGAGGUACUUAAGGUCUAAUUUCUUUUCAAUUAGGUAAUUUUUCACAGUGGGGGCAAAUGCAUGGUGUAACCAGUCAUAGAAAAAGUCCCUAGUGACCCAUGCCUUACUGUUUGCCCUCCACAGCACACACAAAUUAGCCUUGAGGACAUUGUUUUUCCUGAACACUCUGGGAGUUUCAGAGUGAUACACCAAUAAAGGCUUCACUUUGCAAUCACCACUAGCAUUGGCACACAUGAGAAGAGUAAGCCUGUCUUUCAUAGGCUUAUGUCCUGGGAGUGCCUUUUCCUCCUGAGUAAUGUAGGUCCUGCUUGGCAUUUUCUUCCAAAACAGUCCUGUUUCGUCGCAAUUAAACAUUUGUUCAGGUUUCAAUCCUUCAGCCUCUAUGUACUCCUUGAAUUCAUGCACAUAUUUUUCAGCUGCUUUGUGGUCUGAACUGCAGCCUCACCAUGCCUAAUCACACUAUGUAUGCCACUAUGAUUCUUAAAUCUUUCAAACCAACCUUUGCUGGCCUUAAAUUCACUCACAUCAGCACUAGUUGCAGGCAAUUUCUUUACCAAAUCUUCAUGCAACUUCCUAGCCUUUUCACAAAUGAUCGCUUGAGAGAUGCUAUCUCCUGCUAUGUUUUUCAUUUAUCCACACCAAUAACUGUCUCUCAACAUUUUCUAACACUUGAGGUCGCUGUUUCGUAAUCAUGGUUGCACCUUUUGCAAGAACAGCUUCCUUGAUUGCCGUUUUUCUGGUCACUAUAGUAGAGAUGGUUGAUUGGGGUUUAUUAUACAACCUGACCAGCUCCGACACACACACUCCACUUUCGUACUUUGCAAUUAUCUCUUUCUUCAUUUCAUAAGUCAUUAGUGCCUUUUUUCUCGAAGGGUUGGCACUAGAAGCUUUCUUGGGGCCCAUGGUGGCUUAUUUUGCAGAAACAAGCAGCAAACACAGUGAUAAUAUGGAAUGUACCGAAUGUAUCCUUAGAUGCGUGCACACUGGCUGGCUUGUCAACACUGGCACACACGGGGCAGUUCAGGCCACACGUGGACAGGUCUCGUACGAAUCGUAUCAAAUACCGGUUUUUCAAUCGAAUACCGAGGCAAAUUUUUUGCGAUAUAAUGCAUCGAAUACCGGAUUUAUCGAAUACCGAUGCCAUCGAAUACCAGGGGUCCACUGUACAUUUAAAGUUUUACAAGAAUAAAAGUCACAAUCCCAUGGUUGUUACAAGUCACAAAUAAGCCACCAAUUGAAAGCAACACAAUAAGUGUCUGAGGCCCAAGACUGCUCAGUUGCCUCCCAGCAUACAUAAGGGGGAUUACCAAUAGACCCCUGGCUGUCUUCAAGAAGGCACUGGACAGGCACCUAAAGUCAGUACCUGACCAACUGGGCUGUGGGUCGUAUGUCAGCUUGCAUGCGGCCAGCAGUAACAGCCUGGUUGAUCAGACCCUGAUCUAUCAUGAGGCCUGGUCUCAGACCAGGCUGCGGGGGCGUUGACCCCCGAAACCCUCUCCAGGUAAACUCCAGAUAAACACUAAUUACUGAGGAUGCGCUGCAACACUGUCGAGUUUCAUCCACAAUAUCUAGGUUAUAUAUAGUGUGUUUUAUACUUGGCUGUUAUGCUAUAUACCUGACUGUUGUUCAAGGUCAGAAGAGCAGUGCAUCCAUUCUUAUUUAAAAGUUGGCUUUCACAUACAGUUGACAGUAAGAAGGCAGUAAAUGCCGACAACCUAAGGAGGGAAAAAGUACGUAAAUACAUCCACUUAGGGCACCUUUAAUGAAAAACGUUUCUGUCCUGGAACCUUAUUUGAAGUGAUCAAGGUCCCAGGAAUGAAACAUCUUCAUCAAAAGUGUCCUAAGCGAAUACAUUUGUGUCCUUCUCCGCACUGCCUGUGUUGAAAAUUAUCCAUUUUUUCUAAAUAUUUGUCACCAAACAUUGCCAGAGGUUUUCUGGUGAAAUGUAAUAAUGUACAAUAAUAUACAGACAAUAAA